This is a messenger RNA of Manis pentadactyla (Chinese pangolin), 6218 nucleotides long. RefSeq names its product multiple EGF like domains 9 (gene MEGF9). The transcript is spliced from 6 exons. Gene Ontology annotation, cellular component: basement membrane. Bases 135 to 1916 code for a protein of 593 amino acids. Lineage: Eukaryota; Metazoa; Chordata; Mammalia; Pholidota; Manidae. The record is from RefSeq and is a predicted model, not a curated record. Gene Ontology annotation, biological process: axon guidance. Gene Ontology annotation, molecular function: extracellular matrix structural constituent.
GGCCCGCCCGCGGGGCCGGCCGCCUGUCAGAGGGGGGUGGCGAUGGUGCGCCCGGUGGCGGUGGCGGCUGCGACAGCUUCCCUGGUCCGAGUGCCGAGAGGAGAAGAUGACUGACCGACCGACUGAAUGAAUGAAUGAAUGGCGGAGCCGAGCGCGCCAUGAGGAGCCUGCCGAGCCUGGGCGCCCUCGCCCUGUUGUGCUGUGCCGCCGCCUCAGCAACCUCGGCGGGGAAUGUCACCAGCGGCGGCGGGGCCGCAGGGCAGGUGGACGCGUCGCCGGGCCCGGGGCUGGGGGACGAGCCCAGUCACGCUUUCUCUAAUGCGACGACUCCCACGGCCCAGGCCCCGAGGACCGGACCUCUGCUCACUACCGUCCACCCAUCCCUGGUUGCUUCCUCCUCAGCCCGGUCUCCGGAGACCACCCCUCCUCAGGCGACGGCCGGAUCCUCUCCCACCACCUUUCAGGCGCCACUCGGCUCCUCGCCGGCCACCGCUCCGGCGGUGGAACACACUCCGACCACCCCUCGCGCGACGACCAGACCCCAGCCGACCACCGUCUCCACGACCGCCGGCCCGGCGCCGAUCACCCCCGUAGCGCCCACUGUACCGGCGCCCACCACUCAGCUGCCGCCGACUCCCGUUGUUCCCGGCGGCAGCAGCGUCCCGCCCACCCCACCUGCCACCGAGGCCCCUUCUCCUCCUCCUCCAGAAUAUGUGUGUAACUGCUCUGUGGUCGGAAGCCUGGAUAAGAAUAGCUGCAACCAGACCACAGGGCAGUGUGAGUGUCAGCCACAUUAUCAGGGACUUCACUGUGACACCUGCAAGGAGGGCUCUUACCUGAAUCACACUUCUGGGCUCUGUUUGCCCUGUGACUGUAGUCCGCAUGGAGCCCUCAGCAUACUUUGCAACAGUUCCGGAAUGUGCCAGUGCAAAGUGGGUGUCACCGGCUCUACAUGUGAUCGAUGCCAAGACGGGUAUUAUGACUUUAAUAAGAGUGGCUGCUUGCCCUGCAGAUGCCACAAUCGGUCUGCCAGUUGUGAUGCCCUCACAGGUGCUUGUUUAAACUGCCAGGAAAACAGCAAAGGCGAUCACUGUGAAGAAUGCAAAGAGGGGUACUAUCAGAGUCCUGAUGUCACUGGAGAAUGUCUUCACUGCCCUUGUUCAUUAGUGACAUCUACAGGCAGUUGCAUCAUAAAACUGGGUGAAUUGGAACCUAAAUGUGUCCAGUGUAAAGAUGGUUACACAGGCCAGAACUGCAAUAAGUGUGAAAAUGGCUAUUACAAUUCUGACAGCAUCUGUAUAAAAUGCCAAUGUCAUGGCCACGUGGACCCAAUUAAAACUCCUAAGAUUUGCAAGCCCGAGAGUGGUGAGUGCAUCAACUGCCUCCGUAACACCACUGGGUUUUGGUGUGAGAACUGCUUAGAAGGUUAUGUUCGAGACCUCGAGGAAAAUUGCAUCAAGAAAGAAGUUAUUGUUCCAACACCUGAAGGUUCUACCAUUUUGGUUUCCAAUGCCUCUUUGACCACAUCAGUGCCCACCCCUGUUAUAAAUAGUACAUUUGCCCCCACAACCCAGCAGACUAUCUUUUCAGUGAGCUCUGCUGAGAACAGCACAUCAGCCUUAGCUGAUGUAUCAUGGACCCAGUUUAACAUCAUCAUUUUGACAGUCAUCAUCAUUGUGGUGGUGCUGCUGAUGGGAUUUGUGGGGGCUGUAUACAUGUACCGGGAGUACCAAAACCGGAAGCUCAAUGCCCCCUUUUGGACCAUCGAGCUGAAAGAGGACAACAUCAGUUUCAGCAGCUACCAUGACAGCAUUCCCAAUGCAGAUGUGUCAGGAUUGCUGGAAGAUGAUGGCAAUGAAGUGGCCCCCAAUGGGCAACUGACCCUGACGACUCCCAUACAUAACUACAAAGCCUAAGGCGCUCGAACUCUUCUCCUGCAUUGUUAGACCACAGUGCUUACUGUGACAGUGUCAGCUCCUGGGCCAGACAAAGCCUUGGUGGAGAUCGCUGAGAAAGCAAAGGCAUAGAGCACAGCUGGGAUUUUCAGGCACCAAUGUGUAAUGCACUUAGCCUGUUCUUCUUGGUUUUUCCUAUGAAGAUCUGAAGCAGUCACUGUCAGGAAGGACUUGAAGUAAAGUAUAUUUUUGUACCAAACCACAUGAGAGUAUAGAAAGGCUGAACUCCAUAGUGCAGCCCAAAUCCACUAUUAUCUCCAUAUAGACUCCGGGGGAAGUGUCCACCACAUCAGCGAAAACAGGACGAUGGGAAUGGAGGGGAAGGACUGCUGGAAGGCUUCAUCUCCAUACCCGAGACGCAGUUUUAAAGGAGAGUGAGGGAUGAUGUCCGUCUCACUGCACUGAAAGACAUCAGCAAGGAAGAGCUGAUACUGGGCUGUAUCACAAUAAGCAAUCUUGAUUGUUUCUAGAAUAGGGGCAGAAAAGUACCAAUAAGAUUUUUAGAAGGGCUUGAUUUUUCCUUCCAGAAUGCUUGCUCAGUGAUAGGAUUAAAGCACAGGACAAGCUUCUAAUAGUAGAGAGGGGAAGGCAACAUCAGGGAGCAGGAAGCUGCUGGUCCUCCUUAGGGUCUCAGUGUAAAUGGGAAAUUGUCUAAAAACAAGGAAUAUUCUUGCCUCUAGAGAAGUAAUGUGUAUAUAAUUAAUGUAGCAUAUCUGGUCAACAUUGUAUUUGUAUCUAUUUGUAAAAAAUCAUGUCAUAUUUUAUCAUCUAGAAUUUAUUUGUACAGUAGUUACUGGUGUUGUAAAAAGAAAAUAUGGGGAUUGGUUGAAAUAUUGUAAAAUAGAUGGCAAUAUUGCUAGAGCUGGGACUCUGGUGAGCAUCAUUCAUUUUUAGUCCCUCUUUGGACAUUGUUGAAAUUUAUAAGAGGUUGAAUGUUUCUAAUCUUUCUUUCCCUCUCUCAACCUGAAAGUAGAGUUGUAUGUUCUUUGACCUACUGUAGAGUCAAGCAAUAGAUUUUGAAGUCAGUGAUUCUUAAGCUGGGACACAGGCUGUGCUCUCCAAACUACUCACUGGAUUAGACACUACCCACUCUAUAUAUUCUAUAGAUUAAUGUAAAAUAUACCCUCAUUAAAAAAUGGGUUUUUUAAAAUGUAACAGAUUGUCUUCCAAAGGAAUUAGAAAUAUUUUAGUUCCAAAAGAAAAGCCAUCAUAUCACUUGGGAACCCCUGUGUUCAUACCUGUUAUAUUCUUCCCCUACUUCAAAAAAAUACCUCCUCCAUUUAAACAUAGCUUAUCACUCAUAUGCCAUGAGGUGUGUACCGUCUCUCUGCAGUGCUUCAGUUCCCCUGUCUUCUUGUCUGGUUUGAGAAUGGGUCUGUAGUCGGGUGGGCAUAGUUAGUGCCUGCUUCUACACAGUUAUUUCCUAGAGACCAUCUACUGUUGCUCUCAUCUGUUAUGAUAUUGACAGAUUGUGAAUUAAACAGGCCAGGACAAGCAGCCAGAAGUCAAAUAUAGAUAUUUAUUAGGAGGAACAGCAAACUAUCAAGUGGUUAGAAAAAAAUGCAAAAACUUACUAGACCGAAGAAAUCCAAGUUGACAACUUUGCCUAACUUCCCCAGAGAAAAACUUGGAAUUUGGUCAUCCCUCUGUAGGAGACCCCUAAAUUGUUCUCAGGGUUCGGAGAUGACGCUGGAGGACGUGCAGGUAGAUAAUCUACUUUUGGUAACCUGAGAUGCUGUGAAUAUUUAGCCAUUGCUCAUGAGAAUGGAGGUUACAUUAUAUGAUAUUAAAGUAGUGAAAAUUUCUAUAGCCCUUUGCAGUUUGCAAAGCACCUUUCCAUAUGUGUGUCCUUUGUUUCUCACUAUAGUCCCUGAGGCAGUAAUUGUUGUCCCCAUCUCAUAGAUGAGGUUAAGUGUCUUGUUUAAGGCAACACAAUAUGUCAUUAUUAGGCUUGGAAUCAGGAAUCUAGCUCUAAAGCACAUGUUCUUUUAACUGGAUCUAGUGCAGAAAUGGCCUAGCCCCAGAUACAAGAAGGCUGGAGGAGGAGUCCUGUCUGAAUGUUUCUGGUUUUUGUGAGUAUGAGGUGAAAUCCGGGGCCACACAGCUGUGAAGGACUUCAUGGAAAGAACACAGGAGGAUUACUAUCUGAAGCCAGUAUUUGUGAUGAGAAAACAAAACUACCAGUUUGUGCUUCAUUUAAGUGAACUAAUCCUCCCAAGCAAGGAGGGAAAACCUGCUUUCCCCAGCAUCUGCCACGUAUGUGUACACAGGCGGUGUACUGCGCAAUUCCACGGAAUUGUGAAAACGGACAUACCUGCUUUUCGCCCAGAUUACUGCCCCCUCAAAGUCAGGUUUUGAGAAUGGUGAGAAUAAACAUCUGUUAAACAGAAGUUAGCCCACAGAGAAAGAAUGAGUGUCUGCUGGGGAUAUCAGAGCCAAAACCAAGUUGUCUGGAUUCUGGCCAUGUAGAGAUUCCUGGAAGCAGACUUUAAAAGGUAUUGCAAAAAUUGAAUCACAAAGAAUGUUUGCCUUUAAGUAGUUUAUUAAUUGCUCUUAGGCCAUGUUCUUAAUUUUUCCCAAUGGAAAAAAACUGAGGUCUUAAAAUUUGUUCUAAAUAAUAUUCUUUAGUCUCCCCUGUUUUUUGCUGGUGGAAACAGUUUUGCUCUAAAAUAUAAAUCAAUCAUGAGGUGAUCUACCACCAAAAUCAGACUAGAAUAGUAGUAUGGCACAUAUUCAGUAUUUAUUCCUGUAAAGGCACGAUCCCAUGAGCUAUAGGGUUCAGCAUCAGGAGCUCAUCAGUCCUACAGAAAAACUAAUAUGGGAAAAAUUACGAUCUAAGGAUUAGAAAUGUCUUUAUUGUCAAACAAGAUAAGACUAGUGUGAAUCUAUUGAUAAAUGACAGAUAUUGCUAUUAAGUGGUACUUUUAUAUUCAUUAAUUUAUAUUAGUAAGCCUUUAUGCAUUUCUGACAGAUGUCCUAGGUAGUGUUGUUAAAUAUGUUUGUCCUCCCUUACUUUCCCCUUCCUCCCUCCACCCUCAGGCUCCCAGAAGUCUCUUUAUUAAUGGAAUUUCUUCAGUUAUAGAGAAAAAUAAUAAAAGUUAAACCUCAUUUAUACUCAGAUCCUAUGGACUUCAUGUGUUCCUCUUAGGGAUACCUGAAUUUUAAGAGAACACAGCAGACAUGGGAUGGGAGGAGUUAAGAUUUUGGGGGGAAAAGAUUUGUAGAGGCAUCCAAUUAUAUGGCUCUUCUCUAGCGCCAAUAUUUCCAGGAAGAGAGAUCAUUAAAGCAGCAGUCACUGCCCCACUAGUUCACUUAGGUCAGCUGAGUGCCUUCAGGACAGUUAGCCUUUCUUGUGCUGCUUUGGAGGCAGAGAACUAAAGCAAUAGCUUGUCCUCCUGACAGCCUCAGUUGGGACUGGGCUAUUAGAUCAUUCACCUUGGUCCUAUGUUUUUUGUAGGACACAUGGUGAACAUAAUACUAUUUUUAAUGGACAUUCCCUGGUUCUGAUAUUUUGAGGUAUGUGGGUAGGAGUUGAAUUUAUAUAUCUCAAGUGAAGCUCUCUGAUAAAAAGUUCAGAGAAGUAAAAACCAACCCAGUGGAACCUGUUUGCAGCCAAGAAAGCACCUCUGGUUUCAUCCACAAAGAACAUUUGGUAUGUUAUGAUCUUCUUGAUAGGAUGGAGUUUGGGAGCUAAAAUGAGUUUGGUGUGUGUGCAGGGGAGUAAUGGAAAGUUAGUGCAAGUUUUCUCUCUAACCCUGACCCCAUGACUAUGCCAAGGGGAAAGCAGGAAGAACACACUGAAUCAUCCAAAGGAGUCAAAUAGAAAUCAAGUAGAAUGAAGGUUUUGGAUCAUUAAAAUGUCAGUGGUUGAAUGAUGCUUUUUUCAAAGGCAGUUGGGAAUCUUUCUUACUUGUUACUUAUGCAUAUGCAGUAACCAUGACAGCGGCCCUAGAAUGUGAGCCCAGGGCUUCAUUCAGAUCUAAGUCCAAAAGCUACAUGGUUUAAAGUUUAGUUUUAAUGCUAGGCAUAAGCACUCUGUAAUACAUUAAAUUUCAGCCCAAGUAAUUAGGGAAUGUCUCUGAAGCAUUAAACUUGUAUUUAUGUCACUAAAAUUUUAACACAAAUUUUAAAAACAUGGCUCAUACAUAUGCUGUACUAAGCUUCAUGAUGCAUUUCUAAAUUUGUGUAUGAUUUGAAUAUAUGAAAGAAUUUAUACAAGAGUGUUAUUUAAAAUUAUUAAAAAAUAAAUGUAUAUAAUUUGUA